Molecule: messenger RNA, 1513 nt
Organism: Cucurbita pepo subsp. pepo (vegetable marrow)
Lineage: Eukaryota; Viridiplantae; Streptophyta; Magnoliopsida; Cucurbitales; Cucurbitaceae
Product: tyrosine aminotransferase
Biological process (GO): L-tyrosine catabolic process; biosynthetic process
Molecular function (GO): pyridoxal phosphate binding; L-tyrosine:2-oxoglutarate transaminase activity
Source: RefSeq, a predicted model, not a curated record
UGUUGCCGCCGUCACCAUGCAUUUUGUAGUAUUCUCUCCGUCCCCACCAACCACCGCUUCCGUCUCAUUGCUUGUUUGCAUUCCUACAAAUUCCAUGGUGGAACUCCAUUGCGUCCUGAGAUUGAGAUAGAGAUUGAGAUAGAGAGCCAUGGAGAUGAACGAAAGCCAGCACUGGAACAUCCACGGGAACGAGGAGCUCAACAAAUCCUCCGUUUCAGUCCGUGGUACUCUUAAUCUCAUCUCUACUUAUCUCAAUACUGAUGAUCAUCGUCCGGUUAUUGCUUUUGGCCGUGCCGAUCCUUCUUCCUACCCUAGCUUUCGGACUUCUUCUUCCAUUGUUGAAGCCCUUGUUGAUGCUGUUCAAUCGCGGAACUUCAACUCUUAUCCUUCCACGCAGGGCGUUCUUUCUGCUAGGAGGGCAUUGGCAGAGUAUUAUUCCAGGGGUCUGCCAUACCAGUUAUCCUCUGAUGAAGUAUUUAUCACUACUGGUUGCACACAAGCCAUUGAAGUCAUAAUAUCUGUACUAGCUAGCCCUGGUGCCAACAUCCUGCUUCCUAGACCAGCUUACCCGCAUUAUGAAGCGAGAGCAAACUUUGGACGCCUUGAAGUUCGCAAUUUUGAUCUCAUACCAGAAAAGAGCUGGGAGGUUGACCUUGAAGCUGUCAAAGCUCUAGCAGAUAACAAUACCGUUGCUAUAGUUAUUAUCAAUCCCAACAACCCUUGCGGCAGUGUCUACACAUACCAGCAUCUCAAAGAGAUUGCAGAAACAGCAAGGAAACUAGGGAUUUUUGUGAUCUCUGAUGAAGUUUAUGCACACAUGGUGUUUGGGAAGAAGCCCUUUGUGCCAAUGGGCGAGUUUGGAUCCAUUGCACCGGUGCUAACCCUUGGAUCUCUAUCAAAGAAAUGGUCUGUCCCUGGUUGGAGAUUGGGUUGGAUUUUAACUACUGAUCCUAAUGGCAUCCUGAAAAAACAUGGGAUUGUGGAGAGCAUUCAGAACUAUAAGGACAUUUCCCCCGAUCCCCCAACCUGCAUCCAGGGAGCAGUUCCACAAAUUCUAGCGAAAACCAGCGACGAAUUUGUUUCAGGUCUUCUUGAUUUACUGAGAACAAAUGGAGAUAUUUUGUAUGAAAAGAUCAACGAGAUCCCUUGUUUUACCUGCCCAAACAAACCAGAAGGAUCAAUGCUUUCAAUGGUGAAGCUGAAUCUAGAACAACUUGAAGGCAUCACCGACGACGUAGACUUCUGCAGCAAGGUGGCGAAGGAAGAAUCUGUGCUCAUUCUUCCAGGUGUUGCCGUUGGGUUGAAGAAUUGGCUGCGCUUCAGCUUUGGGAUGGAGCGUUGUUCCAUUGAAGAUGGUGUGGCAAGGUUGAAAAGCUUCUACCUAAGGCAUAAGCUCCAUUAGACAGACAGUUCUUGCAGAAGUUUCCUUCAACGUUUGAGAUGUUUCAGUGACUAUAAAAUAAAUCAGACUACUAGAGGAAAAAAAAAAUAUAAUAUAUAUUAGCUUCUUAUA